AUGCCCGACCUCGAACGGCCCCCAACCUACUCAUCGAUCGAUCCCCGGCAAAGCAAGCCCACAACAUCCAUUGAGACAACUACGCAAGAACCUCAAGACCGCAUCUUCACUCUUCACCGCGCUCAAGACCACGCUCGCAGUUCUGGAAUCCACAUCAAACAAAAUGACAACACCCUUUACUACGUGGGCCACUACAACGGUCCUACCCAGUCCUCCGACAUCAUCCUCUACGCUGGUUACGAUUCUCUCGGUCCUUGGCUUGCGCAGCUACGCUUCGAGCAGUAUAGUAAAGACUUCAAAGUCUAUAUCGGCGAUUUGAAAACGCCGGCCAAAGACGAUUGGGAUGUCGUUCGAUGUGCUGCCGGAGGGGGUAUUUUUAGCGACUCAGCUUUUCGAUUCGAAUGUCGAUGUGGCAGUAAAAAGUCGAGGCUCUACUGGACACGAACGCGGGAUAGCAAGCUUGGGGCUUCGCGGUGGAGUCCACGGGACUUUAGACUCGUUGACGAAGAGAGCGCUGCUGUUGUGGCUGCCUACGUGGAGAAACAUCUAGGCGAGGGAGCUGUGAAGGGGAGUGUUAGGUUCCUGCAGGAGGUGGAGCCCAAGGUGGAAGUCAUGGGUCUGAUGGUGCUCCUGGGGUUGCUGGACAAGACGAGAAGAUACAUGAUGAGUGUGGCGAGGGCGUUUCCGAAUACCAAUGGUUAUUGA
Messenger RNA from Zasmidium cellare ATCC 36951, 705 nucleotides. RefSeq lists its product as uncharacterized. Bases 1 to 705 code for a protein of 234 amino acids. The record is from RefSeq and is a predicted model, not a curated record. The transcript has a single exon. NCBI's taxonomy places the organism in Eukaryota, Fungi, Ascomycota, Dothideomycetes, Mycosphaerellales, Mycosphaerellaceae.